This is a messenger RNA of Rhizopus microsporus ATCC 52813, 312 nucleotides long. Its product is annotated as chaperonin Cpn10. Gene Ontology annotation, cellular component: mitochondrial matrix. The record is from RefSeq and is a predicted model, not a curated record. NCBI's taxonomy places the organism in Eukaryota, Fungi, Mucoromycota, Mucoromycetes, Mucorales, Rhizopodaceae. Gene Ontology annotation, molecular function: metal ion binding; protein folding chaperone; ATP binding. The transcript has 4 exons. Bases 1 to 312 code for a protein of 103 amino acids.
AUGUCUGCUGCUGGUAAGCUCAAGAGCAUCGUUCCUCUUCUUGACCGUGUUUUGGUUCAACGUAUCAAGCCUCAACAACAAACCGCUGCUGGUAUCUAUAUCCCAGAAAAAGCUCAAGAAGCUUUGAACGAGGGUGUUGUCAUUGCUGUUGGUAAGGGUGCUCUUGACAAGGAAGGUAAACAUAUUCCUCUUCAAGUAAAUGCUGGUGACAAGGUCAUCCUUCCUCCUUUUGGUGGAAGCUCUGUCAAGGUUCAAGGAGAGGAAUACCUCUUAUUCCGUGACUCUGAAAUCCUUGCCAAGGUUGUUGAAUAA